CUAGAGACUUCGAGGGGAAGGUGCUAGAAGAGACUUCGGAGACCCCUGUGAAGAUGGAACAGCAGAAGGAAAGGACUGGGCCAGAGGGGAACAACCUGUCCCCCCUGUCAUCUGGGACUGAGUCGUCACCUGGCACUGAGUUGUGGCCCCCGGCACUUUUCCCAGCCCUGCCAGCUUCUCUCCUGGGCACCCCAGACCCAGCCCACCUGGGGCUCCCCGAGAGCCUGGCCUCUGUCACCAUCCCCAUCCGCCUGGAUGCCCUCUCCUACCUCCUGCACAGCGCCCUGCUGGGGGCCUACACCCUUCAGCAGUCCUUGCCCUCCUGUCCCUGCUCCCACCAGGCGUGCUGCACCGGGCCAGGCACCGCCAAGAGGCCAUCCAGGGGACGCGGGGGGUGGGAAGUUUGGCACAGGCCAGGCCGGGGCCGGGGCCAGGGCCAGCGCCGAUGGGGACCUGGGAGGGCUGAGCAGCCAGAGAGGAGCUGGGCGGGGUACUCUGGGGCUGGCCCCAAGACCCCGCUGAUGACGCCAACGCCACCACCAACACCGCCUGCCCAGGAUGUGAAGAGGGAAGCCCGCGGUCUGGAGACACCCCCGGACGGGCCACCUGCUGCUGAGGACUGGGAGGCAGAGUAUUAGGAGCUCCGGAUCCAGCACCCCGGACUCUGGAGAGGGCCCGUCGGGGUCACCAGGAGGGCUGUCCUAGAGCCCAGGGUGACUUCAGCCCUGUCAGAGAUACCCCAAGAAGCAUCGUGUUCCCACCCCUCUUCCCUCAAAACCACGGCCUCAAGAGUGAGACCUGCAAAUCACCUGGUGAAACCCGGACCUGACUUAGGAUUCCAAGCCAGAAAAAACCCUGAACCUUAUACCCAGGCCCAAACCCAUGCCUCUCCCGGUUCCUGACACCAUCCUCAGCUACAGUGACGACCCCACCCUCAUUCUCACCCCCCAGGGCUCUUCCAACCCCAGCCCCAAAGCCAUUCUCACCUCCCUCAGCAACCCCUGGGCCAUGUCCACUCUCAGGACCAUGGUCCCCAUCCCGUGCAUUCCCAUUCAUGUCCCCAUCUCCACCCCAACCCACCUCAUUCCACACCUACCUCACGCCAGCCCCGCCCUCAUCCUUCACUUCACCCCAAACCCAGCCCAUCUUCAACCCCAGCCAGCCCCAUCUCGUCCUCCACCUCCUUCCUGUCCCAGCUCCAACUGUCAUGUGUCCUGUGACCCCACCCUGCAAAGAGCCCCCUGACCCGAUAC
Messenger RNA from Equus quagga, 1253 nucleotides. RefSeq names its product chromosome 13 C19orf84 homolog (gene C13H19orf84). The coding region runs from base 54 to 638 and encodes 194 amino acids. Lineage: Eukaryota; Metazoa; Chordata; Mammalia; Perissodactyla; Equidae. The record is from RefSeq and is a predicted model, not a curated record. The transcript has 2 exons.